Molecule: messenger RNA, 2010 nt
Organism: Durotheca rogersii
Lineage: Eukaryota; Fungi; Ascomycota; Sordariomycetes; Xylariales; Xylariaceae
Exons: 5
Coding region: 342-1895 (517 amino acids)
Molecular function (GO): protein binding
Source: RefSeq, a predicted model, not a curated record
UCAGGGGCACGGUACAUACGGGGCACACCUCCGGUUCCCGGGUACCUACCUGCUAGGUACCUCCCCUUGUCGUCGAUAAGUACCUACCUCCUCUAAGCACGUACUAUAAUGCGUUUGAUAGGUACAGGACAGCCUAACCUGCCUUGGACACCUGUCCAGCCGACCUAAUCUCUUACCUAACACACAUCUUACACAGCUUGCUUGCUGUUGUCAUCAUACAACCCAUCUCUCCUUCAACAAGCUUCCUUGCAAAGAGAAGCGCUGACAUCACGGACUACCUCAAAUCCCUUCCGGCUAUCCUACCUCAUCUACGCAGUAGCCGUUCUAUCUCACGGCUUGCCAUGUUCUUCCAGGGCAGUCUGCAAGACGGCAUCGCCCUGGCUGUCCAGCAAUCCAAGCUAGUGGCCUGUUUCGUGACCGACGAUGGGGAAGAGAGCAAGCAAUGGGAGAAUGAAUUUCUCACUGAUGAUUCGCUGAAAUUGUUACUCGAAAGCCAGGCCGUAGUGCUACGGCUCGCCGCCGGUUCCGAGGAGGCGGGUUUCUUAGAGGCGCUAUUCCCUGUACCACAGAAGCCGACUGUGGUCGUCAUCCAGAAUGGCCAGCUGAAAGAGUAUCUCCAUGCAGGGACUACGAAAGAAGACUUUGUUCGCAGGAUUGGGGUGGUUUUAAGGCAAGCAACGGGCCAAGGUCAACCGGCGGCACCAGCACCGGUCGCUCCGGCAGAACAAGCCAUUGAUCAGACUCUAUCGCAACUCCCUUCCCGAAAUCCGACUUCCACUUCGAGUAACGAUCUUGAUGACUUGUACGACGAUGUACCGGCUAUUUCUGGCCAGGCGCAGCGCGAGUUGGCUGACAGAAGAGCUGAGGAGGCAAAGGCCAAGGAGGAAAAGGAGGCAAAGGUUAAGGCAGAGAAGGAAGCAAAGGCUAAGGGAGAGAGAGAGGCAAAGGCCAAAGCGGAACGGGAGGCUCGCGCCCGGAAACUCCAGGAGGCCAACGAGAGCAACAAAAGCGGGUCAUCUAGCAACCACGCUGCGGAGCGUUCCUACGCCGAAGAAAUCAGACAGAAGAAGCUGCAGGCCGCCGAGGAGAGGAAGCGGAUUCUGAAGCGCAUCGAGGACGACAAGCUCGAGCGGAGACGGCGUGAAGUUGAGGAGAAGCAGGCCAGACUCCUGCUCAGCGGAAUCACCCAGAGCGAGGACUCCCCAAGCCCGACAUCUCCCACCUCCCUCCCUCGAAGACAAGGACCAGCUAGCACGUCGUCGAACGCAGAUCACUGCAAUAUUCAGGUGCGGCUAUUCGACGGGUCGACGAUCCGCUCUCGCUUUAAGAGCGACAGCACGCUGGCCGGCGACGUCCGGGAGUGGGUCGACGCGGAACGCACCGACAUCGACGAGGGGGGCAAUGCGCCGCCAUACACAUUUCGGGUUGUCCUGACACCGCUCCCGAACCGGGCCAUCCGGCCUAGCGAGGAAUCCGAGACCCUCACCUCGCUCGACCUGGUGCCAUCCGCUACGCUCGUCCUGGUGCCCUCGCGAUAUGCAGCCGCCUACGCCGGCGUCGCGGGGCCGCUCUUCGUCUGGAGAGGUCUCAGCUACCUGCUGGGCCUGUUCGGUACGGGCUACGGGCUUCUCAUCGGUGCGCUCGGCGGGAUCACAAGCAUGCUGUUCGGCCGGGGAGGACGGCCACCCCGGACCCAGCGACGACGGGAGACGGGAGGCGAGGAUAUUUCCCUGCGAGAUCUGCCCUCUGACAGUGCUUCCGCCUCGCGCAUCAGGGGCUUUAGGAACCCCGACGACGAGAGACGGAACGCGCAACUGUACAAUGGAAACUCGCUGAACUUUGAACCGCGAAGAGAUGAAGAUGAAGGUAAUGAUGGGAAUGGUGGACGUGAUUAGCCGCCCGGCAUACUGUAUCAGAAGCGAGAAGGAAGUCUCGGAACCCUGUGACUGUGACAGAGGUAGCAUGGCCGUUCCCGAUGUUGUCCCUGUUCACUAUAGCACUCCCUAAUGA